UAAUGGGUUUAAAUCGUCAAUGCUUCAAUCAUUUGGGUUUCGGCAAAGGAAGUGUUUAUUUAAGAAACACUCUUUCCCACAGCCCCAAACCACAGAAAGCAAGAAAAAUGAAGUCCGUUGUUGUAAUAUGCUUCAUUCUGAGCUUAGUUGCAGGCAGGUCCACAGCCUCCUUUGGGAAGUGCUACGCCAAGUGCUUCAUUGUGUGUGCUAUCACACCAGGCGUCCCUAUUGGCACAUGCGGCGGAAAGUGCUUGGCUGAUUGCCUCUUCCUUGCCUCUGCCCCUAGAGAUCUCAACCAUUUGGACACUCAUUAUUUCUGCAAACUUGGCUGUGCCACUUCUCUCUGCACCAAAUUUAGCACCAAGACAGACCCAGCUGAGAAGAAAGUGGAAAGUUGUGUGAACUCGUGCUCUCGAACAUGUUUGAAGGCUUAAAACUGAGGAGCUGGGAUUGGCUUUAAAGACAAUAAGUGUCAGUGGUGAAAACCAAACACCAUUGGACUCUAAGCAUGUCCCAUGUCUACUAAGCAUGUUUUGAUAUAUCUAAUAUGGUUUCUAGUUUGUCAUGUACUCGCCGUCACUGUGUAAUAAUCAAGGUUGCUUUUCGAUGUUAUGAUAAUGAGAAUGGUGUUUGGUGAUAUUUAGAUUA
Molecule: messenger RNA, 648 nt
Organism: Cucurbita maxima (winter squash)
Lineage: Eukaryota; Viridiplantae; Streptophyta; Magnoliopsida; Cucurbitales; Cucurbitaceae
Product: thionin-like protein 2
Exons: 2
Coding region: 3-434 (143 amino acids)
Source: RefSeq, a predicted model, not a curated record